AAUUGCUUUUUUUCCUUUGCUUUAUUGAAUAUGAUCGGAUGAUGCGAAAGAGAAAAAUAAAAGUUCUCCGUUAGUUGAUCCACCUUUCCGAAGAAUGUUAGUUAUUUAUGAUUUAUUCAUCUCUUCAUUUUCUGAUUCUAUUUAUCUUCAUCGAGUAUUUAUGAACAAAAAAAAGGCCUUAAUAUAUGCUAAAUUAUAAAAUAACAAGAAUAUUUUUUUACUUAUUUUGUGUUGAUUUUUACGGAGUUUUUUUAAGUUUACUUAAUUUCCGAUCAUUUGUAUAAGUAUACGGAAUAAUAAAACUAAUAUUAUUCUUAAUUAUCGAGUAAAAAAACGCCUCCAUAUUGGAAAAAAUUAAUCUAUGAUCAGUUUUUUUACUCAUUGAAUCAUAAUCAAAAAAGCAAAAAGAAAAAUGAACGCAUUGUAUAACGUAAUUUUCUGUUUGACUGUUCUACUGGUGAAUGUUGAAGGAUCAGGUAAAUAAUUAUUUUUUGCUGAUACAAAAUUAUAUCAGGAGAGAAGAUCCUCAGAUUUUUAAGAUAUGAUUAUAUUACUGGAUCUCACUGCACAGCUUUUCAUACUGUUUCUUGAAAUAAGAUUUGAUAAAUUUGAAUUUUAUUUUGUAUAGCUCUUUCCAUUAAUCAACCAAAAUUAUGUCCAUCGGCAACAUGGAACUCUAAUGCUGUGACAUUUACUAAUCCUUUUACAAUUGGUACACAACUUAAUAGCAUUUCAAUUGAUAUCAAUAAUACUAUUUAUGUAGCAGAAGGAAUUCUUAAUUGUGUUCAAGUCUGGCUAAAUGGAAAUGCAAUUCCAAUAAAUAUUUAUAUUGGUUUGAACACGCCACAAGCUGUUUUUCCUUCGAUAAAUGGUGAUAUUUAUAUUGAUAACAGUAAUCAUAAUGGUCAGGUAGAUAGAUGGGCAUUAAAUGCAUUAUUAGGUACUAGAGUCAUGAAUAUUAGUGGUGCUUGUUAUGGUCUCUUUAUCGAUAUCAACAAUUAUCUUUAUUGUUCCAUCGAUUCAGCUCAUCAAGUGAUUAAACAGUCACUUGACAAUGAUACGUUAACAGUUGCUGCUGGCACUAGUACUGGCGGGAAUAAGGCAAAUCAGCUUAAUCACCCUCGAGGAAUUUUUGUUGACAUCAAUUUGAAUAUGUAUGUAGCAGAUUCAGGAAACGCAAGAAUUCAGCUUUUUAAAUCAGGACAAUCAAACGCAACAACCGUAGUAGGAACUGGAGCAUCAGGAACAUUCACACUCCACCAACCGGUAGCAGUUAUACUUGAUUCUGAUGGAUAUUUAUUCAUUGCAGAUUUUGGGAAUAAUUGUAUUAUAAGAUCAGGAAGAUCAGGAUUUUAUUGUUUAUUUGGAUGUACAUAUCAUCCAGGUACAGCGUCGAAUCAAUUACAUAAUCCCCAGAGUCUCAGUUUUGAUAGCUAUGGAAAUCUAUAUGUUGCUGAUUCUGGAAAUCAUAGAAUUCAAAAAUUUAAUUUGGCAACAAAUUCAUGCGAUAUUUCUUUCAAUCUACCGAAACUUUGUUCAAAUGCAACAUGGAAUCCUGACGCUAUAACUGUUGCGAAUAGUACUAGCAUUGGCCUAUAUCCCCAAGGUCUCUUUGUCAAUAUUAACAACACUGUUUAUCUGUCUGCAACAAGCUUUAAUAACAUUUUAGUAUUGUCAGAAGGAAGUACCAGUCCACAAACAUAUAUUUCUUAUGAUUUGAGUGGACCAGGUGCUAUGUUUGUCACUGUUGACGGUACUGUUUAUGUUCAUAACGGUAGGAAUAAUGGUAGCAUAUAUAAAUGGGCAAAUAAUGGAGCAGCUGGUAGUGUUCUUGCCAUGUUUGUUAAUAGUACUUGUAACGGUAUUUUUGUCGACAUCCAAGACAAUAUUUAUUGUUCUGUGAGGCAUCGUCAUAUCGUAAUCAAAAAAUUAUCCAAUAACACUGCAAAUACAACGACCACUAUCGCAGGUAAUGGUACUGCCGGAUCCGGACCAUAUAUGCUGGAAAAUCCUCGAGGAAUCUUUGUUGAUAAUAAUUUCAAUUUGUAUAUAGCAGACUGCGAAAACAAUAGAAUACAAUUAAUACAACAAGGAUAUACAAACAUGACAACUGUAGUAGGAAAUGGAUCAAAUGAAACAAUUGUAUUUGAUUGUCCAACUAGUGUUAUACUUGAUGCUGAUGGAUAUUUAUUUAUUGCGGACUAUAAUAAUCAACGUAUAAUUGGAUCAAAUGCUAAUGGUUAUCGAUGUAUAGUAGGAUGUACAAAUGGAAAUGGUUCAGCAUCCAAUCAAUUAAGUCAACCUUGGAGUCUUAGUUUUGAUAGUUAUGGAAACAUUUAUGUUGAUGAUGCAGGAAAUUCGCGGGUACAAAAAUUUCUUUUUAUAAGUAAUUCUUGUGAUGAAGUUAUAUUCUAUGAUGAUACACUAACAUCAACUACAUAUCUGAACAUAAGUACUAUGUGA
Messenger RNA from Adineta steineri, 2463 nucleotides. The record is from the annotation of a GenBank genome assembly. NCBI's taxonomy places the organism in Eukaryota, Metazoa, Rotifera, Eurotatoria, Adinetida, Adinetidae.